Glycine soja is the source of this 1875-nucleotide messenger RNA. Its product is annotated as non-specific phospholipase C2. Gene Ontology annotation, biological process: phospholipid catabolic process. The record is from RefSeq and is a predicted model, not a curated record. Gene Ontology annotation, molecular function: hydrolase activity, acting on ester bonds. The coding region runs from base 114 to 1706 and encodes 530 amino acids. The transcript is spliced from 4 exons. Lineage: Eukaryota; Viridiplantae; Streptophyta; Magnoliopsida; Fabales; Fabaceae.
ACACUGAUGAUCUUCCUCUUUCCCAAAAAAAUAAAUAAAUAAGAAACCCAAAUCCCAAAACUAAAAACCUCACCCUCAUCUUUCUCUCAACUCCCUUAACCAAAACCAAAACAAUGGCCACCCAAAGAAGCCAUCAUUCCCCUAUCUUAUUUUCGUCCCUCAUCUUAACCCUUUUCGUUCUCCACUUCCCAAGAUGCCACCACGCCAUUCCCAACAACCCCAUCAAAACCGUCGUCGUUUUGGUAAUGGAAAAUCGCUCCUUCGACCACAUGCUGGGCUGGAUGAAGAGACUAAACCCGGCCAUCGAUGGCGUGACCGGGUCGGAGUCCAAUCCGCUGUCCGUGUCCGACCCAGACUCGAAGCUGUUCUUUUUCAAGGACCGGGCCCAUUUCGUGGACCCGGACCCUGGUCACUCGUUCCAGGCCAUCCGGGAACAGAUUUUCGGAUCGAACGAUUCCUCGCUCGACCCGCCUCCCAUGAAUGGGUUCGUCCAGCAGGCCUAUUCUAUGGACAAUACCUCCCACAUGUCCGAGAAUGUGAUGAACGGGUUCGACCCUGACUUGGUGGCUGUGUACAAGACACUCGUUUCUGAGUUUGCCGUGUUUGAUAGGUGGUUUGCCUCCGUGCCGGCCUCCACCCAGCCCAAUCGCCUAUUCGUGCACUCUGCCACCUCCGGUGGCGCCACGAGCAACGUGGCGGCCAAGCUCACGGCGGGCUACCCGCAACAAACCAUCUUCGACAGCCUCCACGACGCCGGCCACGACUUCGGCAUCUACUACCAGAACAUCCCGGCCACCCUCUUCUACCGCAACCUCAGAAAACUAAAGUACGUGCUCAAGUUCCACAUCUACGACGUGUCGUUCAAGCAACACGCCAAAGAAGGGAAGCUCCCAAGCUACACUGUGGUGGAGCAGCGGUACAUGGACACUAAGCUGCUCCCCGCGAACGACGACCACCCAUCGCAUGAUGUUUACGAGGGGCAGGUGUUCGUGAAGGAGGUGUACGAGACGCUGAGGGCGAGCCCGCAGUGGAACGAAACCCUGUUUUUGAUCACGUACGAUGAGCAUGGAGGGUUUUAUGACCACGUGCCCACGCCCGCGCGUGGGGUUCCGAGCCCUGAUGGGAUUGUGGGCCCCGAGCCUUUUAACUUCACGUUUAAUAGGUUGGGAGUGAGGGUUCCCACUAUUGCUAUCUCUCCUUGGAUUGAAAAGGGUACAGUUGUUCAUGGGCCAAAUGGGUCACCAUCUCCUACAUCAGAAUAUGAACACUCAUCCAUUCCAGCUACAGUGAAAAAGCUCUUCAAUUUGCCUUCAUUUCUGACCAAUAGAGAUGCUUGGGCAGGAACCUUCGAGGGCAUUGUUCAGACCAGGACAGAACCCAGGACUGAUUGCCCGGAGAAACUUCCAACUCCUGAAAAGAUUAGGAAGGGAGAGCCUAAUGAAGAUGCCAAGCUCAGUGAAUUUCAGCAGGAGUUGAUCCAACUCGCAGCGGUGAUUAAAGGAGAUAAUAUCCUCACUAGUUUCCCAGGUACAAUAGGGAAGGACAUGACUGUUAAGCAAGGGAAAUAUUACAUGGAUGAUGCAGUUAGAAGGUUCUUUGAAGCAGGUCGUUAUGCAAGGAAAAUGGGAGUGAAUGAAGAACAUAUAGUUCAGAUGAAGCCUUCUUUGACUACGAGAUCAUCCAAAUCUCCAAACACAAACCCUUAGAAAAAUAAUAAACCAUGUAGCAUGAAAUAGAGAAUGUAAUGGAAACAAUAAUUCUAAUGCAAAUACAAACAUCUAUACAUAGCUGGAAAAGAGCUACAUAUGUUUUCUAUAGAAAUGUUGGCAACUUAUAUGGUAUCCUAGGGAUUUCAUUUAUUUCCCAGAUUCUCUC